Messenger RNA from Salvelinus namaycush (lake trout), 902 nucleotides. RefSeq names its product multidrug resistance-associated protein 9-like. The transcript has 7 exons. NCBI's taxonomy places the organism in Eukaryota, Metazoa, Chordata, Actinopteri, Salmoniformes, Salmonidae. The record is from RefSeq and is a predicted model, not a curated record. The annotation marks the transcript as partial. Gene Ontology annotation, molecular function: ATP binding; ABC-type transporter activity. Gene Ontology annotation, cellular component: membrane. Gene Ontology annotation, biological process: transmembrane transport.
UAUCUGGAGUUCUGUGAUGAGAUACUGGUGUUGGAGAGUGGACAGAUAAAGGAGUCCGGGACACACAAAGCUCUGAUGAAAGCUGAAGGCCGGUACGCACAGAUGAUCAACAACUUCCAGACGGAGCAUUCCCAGGAACGAACUGAGGAGGAGCCGACACAACCAGACCCCGUGGACAGGAAGGAGAAUAACCUGGUUGAUCACAAGGGAAAAGGACUAGAAAACCCAGCUUUUGACAUGUCUGAUGAGAAACCAGACGAGUCGGGAGGAAGUCAGUCGGUAUCACAUGACGUCAACGUGUCCAAGGACCAGCUGGUGACUCAGGAGGGUUCUCAGGAGGGUUCUGUUACCUGGAGGACCUACCACCAGUACUGUAAAGCUGCAGGAGGGUACAUACUACUGUCUCUCAUCAUCAUCAUCUUCAUCUGCUUGGUGGGGUCCACUGCCUUCAGCAACUGGUGGCUCAGCUACUGGCUGGAGCAGGGAUCAGGGACAGCGAACAUGUCGAAUUCCACCGCAGGAAACAUCUCCCUGAACCCUGACCUGAGCUUCUACCAGAUGAUUUACGGCCUGGUGGUGGUGGCCAUGCUGGUCUUCAGCUUCCUCAAGGGCUACUCUUUCACCAAAGUUACGCUGCACGCGUCCUCCAAGCUACACGACACCAUGUUCAGAAACAUCCUGAACAGCCCCAUGAGUUUCUUUGACACCACCCCAACGGGACGUAUGGUGAACCGGUUUUCCAAGGACCAGGAUGAGGUGGAUACCAUGCUGCCCUUCAACAUGGAGAACUUCCUGCAGUUCUGCCUGAUGGUCACCUACACCAUUGUCACCAUCUCGGCCGUGUUCCCUCCGUUACUCAUCGCCAUCACGCUGCUGGGAGCCAUCUUCACACUCAUACUCUA